GGUAUCCUCUUCCUUCAAAGGGGGGUGGGGGGGUAAUAUUUCAAACUGAACAGGAAGUGAGCCAACAGGUCCAUUUACUAGCAGAGAAAGAGAGAGAAAGCGAGAGAAAAGAGGGGGGGGCUUAGACUGCAGGCAGACUGCGGCAGCAGGGAGUGACGUGUGUGUGUAUGUGUGUGAGAGAGAAAGAGAGAGAGAGAGAGAGAGAGAGAGACAGAGUGGACGAGAGAGUGGAUGAGAGAGAGGGCAAGAGAGAGAUGACAGAACUGACAUGGAAAGCCCCCCUAGGGCUGUAGCCACUGUAGCAUAGCCUAGUUUAGCACUGAACCGGAGAAACCUCUACCAGUGUCUCUGAAUAUGGAUGAAGUGGGCAGAUGAAGUGUAGAGACACGCUAAUGAAUGAACUUCAAGUGGCCGGCGCAUUAGGCUCCGACUGGCGGUGCUCUUGAAGUCCCGUGGCGGAAGUGGUUAACAUCAGACAUCAGGAGAGAUGUGGCUGUGGGACGUGCUGCUGCUGCCGCUGGUGCCGUCCGCUAUUGGAGCUCCCUCUCACUGAGUCAGCGUGCACAGAGGAUGGAUGAGUCAGUGCAGCACUUGUUAAGGACCUGCAUGUGAGAUCAGUGACAGUCCCACCUGGACCCACACACACACAGAGACAGAGAGAGACGGAGAGAGACAGAGAGAGAGAGCUGCUGUUUCACUAUUUCUUGUGGCUAUCUGGGCCAUGGAUGCAAGUGUAAUCCAGGAAAAAACAUCCUACCCAGUGAGAGGAGAACCGUUGACCAUCUAACCUCAUUUGGGGUUCUCACUUUCUCUCGUGACAGCAGCUUUAGAAAGAGCAGCUGACCGCAGUCCACCAUGAGUGGAGGGGUCAACAUGAAGACCAUGCAGAGGGCCCAGGCUGGUUCUGGCAUCCCUCUCCCCCGUAGCAAGCUCUCCUCACCGAAGCCUGAACCCAAAAACCCGACUAGGGGCCUACCUCGGCCAACCACCCAAAUCCCUUCCAGCGCUCGUGCUGCCACCAGCUCCUCCAUCAGCGCCUCGCCCAGCAGCGGCAGCAGCAGCAGCAGCUCCUCCUCGAAGGAUCUCCUAAGGGACACGACCCUGAGGACCCAGCAUAUGCUGCUCAGAGGGGGUCUGCCUGCUCCCCGGGGCUCCUCCAAAGUGCAUGUCAAGCCUCAGGGAGUGCGCUCAGCUUUCAGUAGUCCCCAAGUGCGCCGGAAGGAGGCACCUCGCUCCAAAGACACCCUGGAAGUGUGCGGACGAGCAGACAACCUUCAGUUCUCAAACGACAACCAGAACUUCCUCUGCGGGAACCUGAGGCCCCAGCCCAGGAAGACAGACAAUAGCCCCAACCUGAACUCCUGUGACCUCCCUCGCGUCCUUGACGAAGGCGACAGCUCGACAUCAAAUGCCAGCGACAUGACUUUUCCAUCCUACAAAUCGAGCAACAACAACCUCCGGCACGCUCCGGAUGCUUCCGCCACUGCCGCAGAGUGCUCAGCCUCCCCUGAGAUGGCGGAAAGUUCUGGAUCGAAGAAGAAGAGAAUGCGUCUGAGGCAGAGUGCCUCCAGCAGCUUCUCGGAUGAGGAGAUGUACACUCCAGAGGACCUGAGUCCCUCCGCCACGGGCCCUGAGACCCUGGCCCCUUGGAGCCCGGCUGCCCCUCCCCAGGAGGAUCCCCGCAGUGUGGACCUCUUGAGAGGAAAGCAGACUGCUAGAGUGAACAUGGCCACUGUGCCUCCAUUCAGGUACAGACUGCAGAUUCAGGGGGACAUCUCAUCACUGGAUGAGUUCAGUGACUCCUCAGACUCCAUUGAGGUUUGCUGUGAGGACCUGUCAACCGGAAGAAUGCCUGGGGGUAGCCCCACAAGCAGAGUAGAGCCGGACAGUGACCACAGUGGGGCCGCCCAAGCCCAGACUGCACACAGCCAAGGGGAAGCUAAGGGACCGGGCAGCAUGGCGGCCAGGAGGGGCAAAUCGGGGCUGCCCCAGAGCGCCUCCAGGUCGGAGCUGAGGGUGUACAAGGCGGGCGGCACAGAGGGGCGGCUGCCGGUGCCCACCAACCUGCGCAAGCAGAAGUCGCUCACCAACCUGUGCGUGCUCACGGACGCCGAGAAGAAGAUGCACCUCUACCAGCCCAAAUGGUCGGACGACAUGGCCAAACCGGGCCAAGGGUACGUCAAGACGGGGAAGCCCAAAGACGGAGGAGGGGGUGCAGGACGGGGAGGAGGAGGAGGAGGAGGAGGGCAUGCGCCUCUCUCCAGGAACCUCUCGAAGUCUGAGCAUUCCCUCUGUCCGGGCAAGUCUAAAUCCUUCAGUCAGCUGGUGCCCCCUUCUAACUUAACCAAACCUAGCCGCCUACCUCGCGGGCCCUACGCUGAGGUCAAACCCAUCAGCAAAGCGCAGGAGGCGGCCAAGGACAGCAAGUCGGACGACGAGAUACUGACCAGCAAGGCUAAAGUGAAUGGUGGGAAAGGGGCAACCAGCCCUUCCGGGGCUGCCACCAAUGGAGGUGGGAAGGGGCAAGAGGGUGACAAGUCCUUCGUGAAGGUGGACCCCGAGCUGGUGGUGACCGUACUGGGGGACCUGGAACAGCUGCUGUUCAGCCAGAUGUUGGACCCAGAGUCACAGAGGAAGCGGACUGUUCAGAACGUCCUUGAUCUCCGACAGAACCUGGAAGAUACCAUGUCCAGUCUGCGGGGGGCUCAGCUCAGUCACAGUUGCUUAGAGAGCAGCGUGUGCUACGACAGCGACGAGACCAACGCGCGGAGCAUCUCCAGCCUGUCCAACCGCUCGUCCCCGCUGUCCUGGCGACAGGGCCAGUCCAGCCCCCGGCUGCAGGCGGGCGACGCGCCGUCCUCCACGGGCAGCCCCGCCGCCCACACCAAACCCCUCCGCGUCUCCAGCCGCUUCAGCCAGAUCCACCACAUCCAGCUCAUCGAGGGCGUCGACGACGAACUGGGUGACCUCAAGUCUGAUUACCUGGGCGAGAGUAACCUUAAGGGGAAGAGCCUGAAUGGAGAUGAAGAGGAUGAUGAUGAUGUGGAUGUGGAAGUCGAUGACGACGACCUGGCCAAUGGCUGGGAUGAGAGCAGCUCCAUCAGCAGUGGCUUGAGUGAUGGCUCAGACAAUCUCAGCUCCGAGGAGUUCAACGCUGGCUCCUCGCUCAACUCUUUGCCCACCACGCCCAUUGGCUCCCGCCGAAACUCCGCUAUCGUGCUGCGCACGGAUGCGGAGAAGCGCUCCCUGGUGGAGAGUGGCCUGUCCUGGUACGGCGAGGAGGCCAAGGCCCUGCGGAGGAGCGAGGGCGGCUACGACACGGGCAGCCUCAAGACGGAGACCUCCACCAAGUGGAAGAAGAGCCGCACGCUGGACGGUGGCGGGGGUGGGGGCGGAGGCGGAGGCGGGAGCACCGGGGUCAAGGGCGAGCUGAGGAAGCCGCAGACGCUCAGCCAGCACGGCGGAGGGGGCCUGAAGAAGGGCCGCAACCCUCCCGUGGGGGUCACCUCGCCCAUCACACACACCUCUCAGAGCAUGCUCAAAGUGGCAGCUUCAAAAAUCGAGGAGAAAGCAGUGGAUAAGGCAAAGUUGGCCGUGAAGAACUCAGGACUUCAGCGGUCAUGCUCUGAUGCGGGGAAAGAGAGAGGGGAAAACCGCAAGCCCCCAUCCGGCCUUGUGCGGCCCUCCGCAGGGAGCUCCUUUGGCUACAAGAAGCCCAUCCCGACGACAGGCACGGCCACGGUGAUGACCGCAGGAGGCACUGCCAUCUCUGGCGGCUCAGCUACCGUUGGCAAAAUACCCAAGUCCUCGGGCAUCCCUGGCAUCAAACCUGCCGUGGGAGGGGGAAGAAAGACCAGCCUCGACGUGUCAAACUCGGAGCAAGGCUUCCUGUCCCCCAAUGCGCGCAGCAACAUCCAGUACCGCAGCCUGCCGCGACCUGCCAAGUCCAGCGCGCUGUCGCUUGUGGGGGCUCGUCCGGGAGGGCGGCCAGUCAGCAGCACUAUAGACAUAGGCACUCUCAGUGUGAAAACCUCCUCCAUCCCCCCACCGUCCAGACUCAAAGAGCCGGGCAGUGGGAAGAGCGCGGGCCGAGCCAGCCUCGGCGGAAAUAUUCCGGUCAACCAGACGGACCGGGAGAAGGAGAAGGCCAGAGCCAAGGCGGUGGUGUCCGACUCAGAGUGUGGCGAAGGGUCGGUGAAGUCCACAAGUUCCACAUGCUCCUCCCAGUCUACCGUGGACGUUCCCAGCUCCAAACUGCAGGGUCUCAGACAUCCGUCGAUCGGGAAAUUCUCAGACCACUCCUCACCUACACCUCAUAGACUAUCCAGCAAUAAAUCUAUGAGCAAACCUGUCCAGCUAGACAAUCUCAGUACCAGCAGCGCGGACUCCGGGGUCGGGAGCAUUCAGGAUAAGCUCCCGCCCCGAGUGCCUCCGUACUCCAAGCUGCAGGACCUGGCGGGACUGGUCUCCACGACGCCAAGCCUGACCCCGAGCCCUGCCCCGCUGCUCAACGUGAACACGUCCGACUGCUUCUCCAACACGUCCAUGAGUCGCAGCAGCUCCGGCUCGCCCCUGCUCUACCCCAGGCUCUCUGGCCUGCACCGCAGCAUGGAGUCACUGCCCCUCCAGAUGAGCGUCUCGCCGGCUGGGGACAGCGGCUCAGACACAGGGUCCAGGCACGAGGACAGAGCCUCGCUGGGUGGUUGGAGCACCGGCAGCAGAUCAUCUCUGUCCAUAACUGACAGUGCACAAAGGGAUAGAAAUACUCUCCCAAAGAAAGGAUUAAGUCAGUACAUCAGUUCCAAGCCCGAGGAUGACAGCAAGGACAGGCGUCACUCUCACACCAUCAUGAGUCUCACAGAGUCCCAAAGCCCCCCCCAGCUCCCCUCCCCUAUCUCCCUGCCCCUCUCCUCCUGUGGAAAGGGUCCUCUCACCAAUGUGGUGGCCCCCAGCCCAGGGAGUGGCACCCCGAGGAUGACCCGGUCCAACAGCAUCCCCGCCCACGACGCCGGGUUUGAGCUGUACACGGCCUCCCCGCUGGGAAGCACACUGUCCCUGGUAGAGCGGCCCAAGAGUAUGAUCCGCUCGGGCUCCUUCAGGGACCGAGAUCCUGGGGAUGAUGUUCAUGGAUCCAUGCUCUCUUUGGCAUCCAGUGUGUCUUCCAACUACUCCUCGGCUGAGGAGAGGAUACAGGGCGAGCAAAUCCGUAAACUACGGAGGGAGCUGGAAAAUUCCCAGGAAAAGGUCGCCAAUUUAACUAAUCAGCUGUCUGCAAAUGCCAAUCUGGUAGCAGCAUUUGAGCAGAGUCUGGCUCUGAUGACUACAAGGCUGCAAUCCCUGUCUGUGACUGCCGACCAGAAGGAUACGGAGUUACAAGACAUGCGUUACGCCAUUGAGGGUCUGCAGACCAAGAACCAAGAGGCCCAGGAAGUCAUACAUGUAGCCCUCAACAGCCAUGAUGGCACUCCACAAGAGCUGGGGAUGAGGAGGCAGAACUCCUGCGAGAGCAUCUCCAGUCUCAACAGCAACACCAGCCACUCCAGCAUAGGCAGCCUCAAAGAGCAGGAGGCAAAGAAAAAGAAAAAGAAGAGCUGGCUGAGGAGCUCCUUCAACAAGGCUUUCAGCAUCAAGAAAGGCUCCAAAACGGGCUCGUUCUACUCGGACAUCGAGGAGAUCGCCACUCCUGACUCCUCUGCCCCCAAUUCCCCCAAACUGGUCCACGAGGGGGGAGAGGACCUGGACCAGCCCCCCGAACAGCCCCAGUCGGCCACCUCCUCCAUAAUCUUUGAAACGAGCGAGGAGAAUGAAAAUGAUGAGAAAGCGGUGUCCGACCUUCGCUCGGAGCUUUGGCAGAAGGAGAUGAAGCUGACGGAUAUCCGCUUGGAGGCCCUGAGUUCUGCACACCAGCUCGAGCAGCUGCGAGAGGCCAUGAAUAACAUGCAGUCGACCGUGGAGAACCUGAAAGCUGAGAACGAUCAGCUGAAGACCGGGACCCCCAUCACUGGCCCGUCCAUGUCCACGUCACAGCCCUCAGGCCUGUCAUCGCUACUGGGCUCGUCACCCCAGAGGUCCAUGAACAUGUCCCUCACCAAGUCCUUCAGUCUCAGCCUUAAUGAGUGCAGCGAUCCAGAGAUCACGCCCCUAGACAUGUUGAGCCUGUCGACUCAGAGGGAUGACAUCUCUGUGCGUGUGGUGGUCCGCAUGGACCAGACACCCUCAAAAGAGCAGGAAAAGCAGCAGAACUUUUACAUCGGCUCUGUGAGAAUCAGUGCUAAAACAGACUGGCAGAAGCUGGAUAAAUUCAUCAUGUUGGCUUUUAAGGACUACAUCAGCAAGGUGGAUCCUGCGGCCAGCAUGGGCCUGUCCACCGACUCCAUCCACAGUUAUGACAUCAAUCAAAACAAGAGGGUGCUAGGGGCCGAGCCUCCAGAGAGUGCACCAGCUAGCUGCUUGGGCAAGGGCCCCUGCUGCAUCAACGUGUCCCUGAAAGGCCUGAGGGAGAAGUGUGUGGACAGCCUGGUGUUUGAGACGCUCGUCCCCCGGCCCAUGCUGCAGCACUACAUCAGCCUGCUGCUCAAGCACCGACGCCUCAUCUUCUGUGGCCCCAGCGGCACGGGCAAGACCUACCUCACCACACGCCUGGCCGACUACCUGCUGGAGCGCAGCGGGCAGGAGGCCACCGCCGGCGCCACAGUCACCUUCAACAUGCACGACCACUCCUGCAAGGAUCUUCAGUUAUAUCUGUCCAACUUGGCCAAUCAGAUCGACCGAGAGACCAGCACUGGAGAUAUUCCACUGGUGAUUAUGCUGGAUGAUAUUAGUGAUGCCUCAGCCAUCAGUGAGCUUGUCAACAGUGCCCUUACAUGCAAAUAUCACAAAUGCCCAUAUAUCAUCGGAACAACAAAUCAGUGUGUGAAGAUGGCAUCCAAUCAUGGCCUACACCUUAGCUUUAGGAUGGUCACGUUUUCCAACAACGUUGAGCCAGCGAAUGGAUUCUUAGUGCGCUACUUACACAGGAAGCUAAUUGAGUCUGAGAAUGAAAGCACUUUGAAAAGUGAGGAGCUCUCACGGGUGCUGGACUGGGUACCCAAACUCUGGUAUCACCUGCACACUUUCCUGGAGAAGCACAGCACUUCGGAUUUCCUCAUAGGUCCUUGCUUCUUCCUCUCCUGUCCGGUCACAGUAGAGGAAUUCCGACCGUGGUUCAUCGACCUAUGGAACCAGUCUAUCAUCCCAUAUUUGCAAGAGGGUGCCAAGGAUGGCCAAAAGAUACACAGGCAAAGGCCAGCGUGGGAAGACCCAGUGGAAUGGGUAAGGGACACGCUACCGUGGCCCUCAGCCCAGCAGGACCAGGCCAAGCUCUUCCACCUGCCUCCCCCCACCGUGGACUCCAGCAGCUCCGGGCAGCUCUGCGAGGAGAGGGUGGCUAAGGAGACCCAGAUACCCAGCUCACUGGAGUCCGAUCCACUGAUGGCUAUGCUGCUAAAACUUCAAGAGUCUGCCAAUUUUGUCGAGUCACCUGAAGGAGACCUCUCGGGGGAGCCCAACUUCCAGGCCACGCUAUGAUCUUCACAUCACCAUAGAGACCAUCCACUCACCAUAAAGACUGACCGCUCACUAAAUGGCUUGUGCUGUUAUCCAUUCCCUCCCAUAGUUGGUUCACAGCCCCCAUUCCUUCCCCUAGUGCUGAGCCCAGUUAUGAGUGGAACAUUUUUGGAUGUCUUUUUUUCCUGAACAGCUGAUGGAGCGUGUCUGUGUUGGUUUGCCUCCCAGUGUCAGGGAGUGGACUGUUACUUUUGACACCAAAUGUAUGAGAGUGGACUGUUGCACCAUCUGCUCCCCCCCCCCCCCCCUUCCUUCCUUGUUCAAAUGUAUAAGUGUGUGGCAAUCACCAAAGUCCCUCUUGGGGAUUAUCCAGACACUGCUUUGGAGCCAGUAGGCGCUCCCUCCUAAAACCAACUGCUGACUGGAUGUCUGACAGUUGUCGUUCAGUGCGCGUCACCACCCCCGACUGCUAGUUAUUUAUAAUUUACAACUUAUCACUAGUCAGCUUGUGAUCUUUCCCUGUAUACUUCUUUCCCCCAUUGUUUACAUUGAUCUUGCGGCACCUUACUAUUUCCUUUGAAAUAUUUUCCCCAUACAAUUAUGCUAAUUAUCAGUUUCUGAUGUAAGCACAUGAAAUUGAAGACUAGUACAAAAAGAGACCAUACAAGAGCUUGAGUACCGAGGGGCAAACGUACCCUGAAACCCUCAAAACAUGAUAAAUAAUCACAAGUCAAGUUAGAGCACUGCUCCAGGUGCCUGCCGAACAAAUUCAAUAUCCUGCUUCUUCGCCAUCUAUUGUUCCAGGCUUCAUAAGCUUCCACCACAUCUAGUUUCUUUCCCAUUUUCAGAACUUGACAAUUGAAAGCAAUUGGCACACUGUCUGGUGUAUGUGGUGUACAAACAAACAUAUAGGUGAUUAAGGCUGUUAAUAGUUUUAGUGAACAGUUAGCUGGGUUUUCAAUCCCAAACUGGAAUACAGUUAAUGUCCACUGCAUAAUAAUCAAGUUGUUUGGGACCAAGCCACACUUAUGCAACUUAUUCAAUAUAUUGUAUGGUGCUCAGACAACCGCCUUAUAUGUUUCUCAGUCAUAAUUUAUGAUGUCACUAAUAUACAAAAUCAUGCCUAUUCCUCAUUACAAAUGAAUGGUCAUUUGUACCAUACACAGGUUGCAGGUUAACACCUCGGAAGGGUGUUUCACACCGAUGUGAAACACUGAGUUUUACAAUUACUGUUGUACUAGCUAGUACUGUAAAUAACACACAAUAUUCUUAAGUGAAAACAUACAGUGUUCAUUUGGAUUUCUUAUUGUCAGUCUGUUUGAGCAGCGCAGGUUGAGGAAAGCAGCUUGGAUCCUAAAAGUGCGGUUAACUCACAGCAGUUUUAGCUGUGUUGACUACUUGCCUUCAUGUAGCUCGCUACCGUCGCUCGCGUAAUGCUAAUCUCCCAGAGGAAGAUGCUCAUCAUUCCUGCGUGGUGCCAUGGCAUGUCAACAUUCUUAACAUGCUUUUUUGCUAUUCUAUUCCACCAAAUACACUCAAUGGAAGUGAGAUGUUUUUAACAUGAGUUUGUGUCGUUCAGCGUUCUUUACAUUUCUGCAGCGUAGGGAAUACCUUACGGGGGGGAAAAAGAACGGACACCGUACAAAUAUGUAUAAAUCCAUCAAAUUAAGAAAUUUCAAAAUGUGUCCCAGAAACAGUAUGACAGGUAUGGCCUUGUUAGCAUAUUGAUACUAUCCUGAGUCUCAGAGCAUGAUUGUAGAAAGCAUGACGUCAGAGCAUUUACCAUUUGAUGAUAUAAAAAAGAUUGCAGUCCUACUCCUGAAAUGAAUCAAACUAAACCUAAGACAUGAAAAGCGAGACAAGCCAUGUUUGAUUCUACUAAUGGAGGGGAUAGUCUAUACGGCAGUGGCUUUCGGUCUCGUCAUUUUCAAAUAUUCUAAGCUUUCUGUAGUGAAUUAUCAGCCUGGCUACACUUGAUUGGUUGACUAAAAAACAGAUUGGUGAUUUAGUAUGGUGCUUCUAAUGGUGAUUAUAUGGUAGUAGUGCACUACUAUAGACAUACCCCUAUAGAUUACCCUGUGAGGAUGUUGAAACAAAGUGCUUAAAUCGGAAUUGGUUUUGUCUUAAAUAGUGUGCCUUCAAGUGAAUGCACUGAUAGUUCGCUAUAAUUAUCAUCGCAAGUGUUGCAUGCUUAGAUAUAUGACCUUGUCAGCCAAAUAUGCCAUUUACUGUAAGCCAACAAGCCUAUCAUAACAGAUAAUGCUUGCAGAUUAUGUGAUAUUAUUCUCAGAUGACCCUGCAUAGGACCUUUUCUAUGUCAUUUUAUAAGAUGAUUUUAUAAAAAAAAAUCCAUACCAACCAGUCAUCUGUAAGUAUAGCAGACUUAAGGCAAAUACAAACAUACCUAGUACAUAAGGAUUCACUGUAAAUGUAACAUUUGUCCAAACAUGUGUUAAUUCCAUUCACAUUAGUGUUAACAAUAACAAAACUACCCAGGAGCUCAAUAAACUGCCACUAAUGUUAUGUAUGUCCUGUAACCAUCCUUAAUUUCACAAUCAAAUUGUGCAGAUUUAUUUUAAUUUUCCCUGGGUUGCUCUCUUACUUUUUCUCAAUUGAAGUGGUAUUUUAAAAUGGCGUAAAAUCAUGUUUGCCUGUUUACAACAGUAGUUAAUUGAACAGUAGGUUAAUUGAAAAACACUUCAGGCAUCUUUGCAAGGCUGUGGUUGAAGGGGAGUUUUCACCUGUACAACAUGUGCCUAAAUGUGGUGAUAGCAUUCAGGUGAUUACGAUGAUUUAAAACAAAUUAACUCCUGUGUGGUAGAUGACUGGAAAGGUGUUGAAAACAUGCAAGGUAUUCUCUUUCUUCCAAUACUAUGACCCCACCCCCAAGUUUGAACAUUGCUGCUUUUUGUGUAUCUUCCCCUGUGUGUUUAAAUGUUUUUCUAGGGAUGUUGAAGGGUUGGACUGUUCAGCAACGUCUAUUGGCUUUGAGCACUACAGUGACCUGAGUCCUUUCAUCAAAUUCCAAGAGAUUUGAUAUUCUCUGAGCCAUUUGGUCCCAUGGUUUUAAACUCGAGGAUGUACUGUUAUGUUAUUACUAUUUAUUUAUUUGCUUUAUGACACUGAAAAAAAAAACUGUUAACAGAUGUUUUGCUUUAAAAGCUGCAGUAUCUGAAUUACCUUCCUAUAUGGUACUUAUGAGUCCCCCAUUGAUCACCUACAGGGUGGAUAGAGACAAGGCUAUUGAGAACUAUGGCAUAUAUCUAAAGAUAUAAGUAAGACACUCGUUGCCAAAGCCAACAGAGGUUGCGGAAGCAUGUUAUGGAGGUUUUAAAAACUGCGGAUGUGACAACACUGAAAUGAUGUGGCUAACAUGUAAAACAAGCAAUGGUGAAGCUGCCAUGUAAGCUGCCACAAGUGUUGGGGAUGCACGUCAGUUUGGUUGGUUUGCCUAAAUUGCAUUAUAAGACCUUUGUAUCCCUCUGGGGAAGUUCAAAUAAUCUUUUUUUCCUUCUUAUUUUUUUAAAAAGGAACUUCUUUUCUUAUGAAAUUGUUUGUAAAACUUUCUACUUUGUACAGAACACUUCAGAUGUAAACAGUGUACAUAGUUGCCUCAUUCGCGACAACAAUCACAUUCAAGUAGAUGUUAAAGGAGAAAAAAAAUCUAGCUCGGGAUUGUUAUAUGAGGGACAAAGAUUGAUUCGUUUUUUUAUGUCCGCGCUAAAGGCCCUAAAUCCAAAAGGGGCACUUAAUAGGCAUGUUUUAGAAGUGGAAAGUUCCAUCCAUUUAACAUAUGUUCAGUUCUCUCAAUAAAAUCAUGCCAUUCUUUA
This is a messenger RNA of Clupea harengus (Atlantic herring), 11375 nucleotides long. It is a transcript of the gene nav1a, whose product is annotated as neuron navigator 1a. Gene Ontology annotation, biological process: microtubule bundle formation; neuron migration; nervous system development. NCBI's taxonomy places the organism in Eukaryota, Metazoa, Chordata, Actinopteri, Clupeiformes, Clupeidae. The record is from RefSeq and is a predicted model, not a curated record. Gene Ontology annotation, molecular function: ATP hydrolysis activity. Gene Ontology annotation, cellular component: microtubule cytoskeleton; axon initial segment.